This is a messenger RNA of Danio aesculapii, 6195 nucleotides long. RefSeq names its product importin 11 (gene ipo11). The coding region runs from base 103 to 2625 and encodes 840 amino acids. The record is from RefSeq and is a predicted model, not a curated record. Lineage: Eukaryota; Metazoa; Chordata; Actinopteri; Cypriniformes; Danionidae. The transcript has 24 exons. Gene Ontology annotation, molecular function: small GTPase binding. Gene Ontology annotation, biological process: protein import into nucleus. Gene Ontology annotation, cellular component: cytosol; nuclear envelope.
AGUGGAUGGCGCCAUCCUCACAACGUGCGCGCAGUGUUUAGGUCCUACAGCCGACUGUUUUGAUCUCACCCGGCGUUGACAGUUUUGCGGAAGCUUUACCUGAUGGACAUCCAGAGCGCCAGUUCAGUGGUGCUGCAGGCUUUGACCCAGGCCACCAGUCAGGACACAGCUGUGCUGAAGCCUGCAGAGGACCAGCUCCGCCAAUGGGAGACACAGCCCGGAUUCUACUCAGUGCUGCUGAGCAUUUUCAAUAAUCACUUGCUGGAUGUCAACGUGAGAUGGUUGGCUGUCCUGUAUUUCAAGAAUGGUAUUGAUCGCUACUGGAGAAGAGUCGCACCCCACGCUCUCUCAGAAGAAGAGAAGUCAUCCCUCCGCGCAGGCCUCAUCACUAAUUUUAAUGAGCCGGUCAACCAGAUCGCCACACAGAUAGCUGUGCUGAUCGCUAAAGUGGCACGUCUGGACUGUCCUCGGCAGUGGCCCGAGCUGAUCCCUAUUCUACUGGAGUCUGUGAAGGUUCAGGACAGUCUGCAGCAGCACCGAGCCCUGCUCACCUUUUAUCACGUCACCAAAACCCUGGCGUCCAAACGCCUCGCCACUGACAGGAGACUCUUUCAGGACUUGGCUUCAAGCAUCUACAGCUUUGCCUGCUCUCUGUGGAAUCAUCACACAGACUCAUUUCUACAGCAGAUCUACACUGGAGACCAACAGACUGCUCUCAGCUCUCUAGAGCGAACACUGCUCUCUCUGAAAGUUCUUCGAAAGCUUACUGUCCAUGGGUUCAUUGAUCCACAAAACAACAUGGAAGUCAUGGGCUUCCUCAAUGCUGUGUUCGAGAGGCUGAAGCAAUUUCUAGAAUGCUGCCCCAGUAAUGUGGAAGACCCAGUGCAGAUGCUCAUGAAGGAUGCAGUGUACAAUGCCGUGGGGUUAGCCGCUUAUGAAUUGUUUGACAAUGUGGACUUUGAUCAGUGGUUCAAGAACCAACUCCUAGGAGAGCUGCAAGUCAGCCAUAACAGGUACAAGUUGAUCAGACGGCGGGUGAUCUGGCUGAUUGGACAGUGGAUCUCGGUGAAGUUCAAGCCGGAGCUGCGGCCCCUGCUCUACGAAGUCAUUCUCAGUCUCAUGCAAGACCCUGACCUGGUGGUUCGCAUCGAAACGGCAACAACCCUAAAGCUGGCCGUUGAUGACUUUGAGUUCAGAACUGAGCAGUUCUUACCGUACUUAGAGUCUAUAUUCAGCCUGCUGUUCCAGCUGUUGCAGCAGGUGAAUGAAUGCGACACCAAAAUGCAAGUUCUCCAUGUUAUUUCCUGCGUCAUCGAGAGAGUCAGCGUUCAGAUUCGACCGUACGUGGGCUGCUUGGUUCAGUACCUUCCUCUUCUUUGGAAGCAGUCAGAAGAACACAACAUGCUCCGCUGUGCCAUUCUCACUACCCUCAUCCAUCUCGUACAGGUAUGGCAUACCCACGGGGCCAAGAAUGAAACCGAUAACGAGCCUUUGAAAUGCUCAAGUCGGGUGUUUAGCAUUCUGUCUGUGUUUUGGAGUGCUCACUUGAACGUGAUGUGUUGCACCGUCUCCAACCGGGGACUGAUUUUUACCAUCGUCAUCCACGGUUAUGAACAAAUGCCCUCUAGCCCUGCUGAGCACAUCUCUGCUUCUCUUAUACUUGCACAAGACCUUUAUUUUAGCAUGAUACACUUUAUCCUUUUCCUGCUGUUGGUGACUUUAGAGAACAGCCCUGCUAUCACUCCUGAACUUCUGAGGAUCUUCCAGAAUAUGUCUCCUCUACUUGAACUGAGCUCGGAGAACGUGCGCACAUGCUUUCAGAUCAUCAAUGCCUACAUUUAUCUCUCAGCUACAGAUUUCUUACAGAACUAUGCUGAAGCCCUCUGCAGAUCUUUCUGUGAACUCUUGAGCGACAUCACCAAUGAAGGCCAGGUCCAGGUUUUAAAGGUUGUUGAAAUUGCCAUAAAAGUAAGCCCUAUACUGGGCUCCCAUAUGUUUCAGCCUCUCCUGCCAUCUGUGUUACGGGGGAUUGUCGAAGGAGAAAGGUAUCCUGUGGUGAUGUCUACAUACCUCGGGGUGACAGGACGUAUUCUUCUGCAGAAUUCAGGCUUUUUCACAUCACUUCUCACUCAAAUGGCUGUGGAGUUCAACCAGGAGGCGGACCAGCUCUUGGGAAGUAUGAUUGAGAUGUGGGUGGAUCGAAUGGACAACAUCACCCAGCCUGAGAGGAGAAAACUUUCCGCCUUGGCGCUGCUGUCGCUUUUACCGUCUGACAACAGCGUGAUCCAGGACAAGUUCUGCGGGAUCAUUAACAUCAGCGUGGAGGCACUGCACGAUGUUAUGACGGAAGACCCUGAGACAGCCACCUUCAAAGACUGCAUGCUGAUGAGCCACUUUGAAGAGCCUAAGCUGACAGAUGACGAGGAACCCCCAACAGAACAGGACAAGAGGAGGAAGCUGCUGGCUCUUGAGGACCCAGUGCACAGUGUCUCUCUCCAGCAGUUUGUCUAUGAGAAGCUGAAGGCUCAGCAGAUGCUGAUGGGAGAUCAGGGCUUCCAGGCUCUGAUGGAGACGGUGGACACAGAGAUCGUGAGACAGCUGCAAGAGUUCAUCCAGGGCAUGUAAAGAAGAGGAUGAGACCACAGCGCAGAUGCCAAACUUUUUAAACAAAGAGCUUCCAUAUUUUUAAAAACACACUUUCUUUUGCUUUCUCAAACACAGCGUUAACGUUUAAGAGAGGAAAUGUAGAGCGAUAAGAAGGAAUGGCAGAUCAUAAUGCCUUGUUUUUGUGAUGGGAAAUUAGUUUUGAAAGGGCCCAAGCAGUGUUUACAAUGAUUUCAGUUUAUGUAAUAAUAAUAAUAAUAAAACAAUUGUAAUUUUUGUAUGUAUGUACAAUACACUGCAUGACAACAUUACUUUGUUUGUUUAUUUGCUUUUUUUCCCAAUCAUGCUUCUAGUAUAUCAGGAACUACUGAAAAGUGAGUAACAGAUUUGAUUGAUUGAAAGUAUUUUCAUAUCAGAAACACAUACUGUACAUGAACAAAAAAAAAAUUAAUGGAUGUAAAUGUUUACCUUUACACAAAGUAUUGCUGCUAAUGCUCCAACUCUUACCGGAGAUCAGAAGAACCAAAUGCACAUCAGUUUAAUCCAACAAGAGUCUAUUUUAACCAUAAAUACACUGCAAAUGUUUGAGUGAAUAUUUAGUGACGCUUUACUUGGAGGGGGUGUAUAGGGGGAUCAAAAGACCUUCAUGAAAUCUUUAGAAUCAUUAAGUGUCAUUGAUUCAGUUGUGUCAUUUUAAAUGCAAAAAUGACAUUGUUUGAGAUGACUUUAUAACAACUUGACUUUAAACAUAUGCAUCAUAACCUGUCUGUUUUGACUUAACAACUUGUCGAUCACCAAGACAGCAUAACUUGUCAUAAAUCUGUCAUAAACAUGAUCAUCAUGAGGCCAUUAUAAUCGACAUGAAUUGCAUGAACCACAUCAUUAAACUUUUUCUUGACCUCAACUACAGAGGUAAAAAUUGUAUUUGUUAUUUAUUGUUAUUUAAUGUUUAUGACGGUGUUAUAAAAUAAUUUGACAGAGUAAUGACACUUUUACUAACAAAUAUUAAUGACAAAAUUAAUUCCACUGAAAAAAGUUAUCAGAAAAACAUUUAUAACACAAUUAUAAUGGCCUUAUUGCAGUCAUGUUUAUGACAGAGUUAUGACAAGUAUGUUGUCUUGCUAAUGUCAAGAUCAUGAUAAAACAAAUACAGGUUGUGAUGAUUUUGUUAAUGUCAAGUUGUCGUGACAAAAACAAAGAGGUUGUGAUUUGUUUGUUUGUCAAGUUGUCGUGACAAAAACAAAGAAGUUGUGAUAACACUUUAUAAUACCUAUACACUAUGAACCAUUUAUUAAGCAUUAGCAGGUAGUUAAUUGAUUAUCUGAUAGCAUUAACUCUACAUUAAUAAACGUUGGUAAGCAGUUUAUAACUACAGCUACAAAUGCUCUUGACUUAAUAGCAUGUUUAUAAUGUGCUUAAUAAUUAUGUUUUCAUACUUUAAUGAUUUAUUUUUCAUUACUAAAUUAAAUAUUGCAUUAUUUACAAACCAGUUAUUUUAGAGAAGUUACGUUUUUUUAAAGAUUAUUCAGAAUGCGUAAGUAAAUGAUUAAUAAACUAUUCAAAUCAACAUUCAUACAUCUUAUUAUUCAGGCAUAUAUUGAAAGUUAAUUUGUGUGUAAAUAAAUGCUUUAUUAACUCACCAUCAUCCAGUUUUGUGACUUAAUUUAAAGUGAUGUCUAUUUAUGCUUUAUAAAUCUAAAUGACUAAGAAAGAAACUAAAUGACUUUAUUUAUUCAUUUGAACAUACACAAAUGAAGCUGUAUCAAUUAAAAAAUAAAUCUUUGCAACCUUAUCUAAAAUAAAAUUACUGUGCAGUUUAAACACCGCUAAAUAACAUUGAAAUGUUGCAUCAUAUGAUAUUGUUAAACUAUUAUAUUGUUGUUGUUUUUUCCAGUUUCAUGUUGUAUUUUGACACUCCAGUUAUUUAGCAAUGCUAAUUUCUUAGAUAGGAUUGCAAAGAUUAUUGUUCAUUUGAUCCUGAGCCUUUAAUAGUCGUUUAUAAGGGAUUUAUAAAGCAUAAAUAGUCCUCACUUUAGAUUAGGUCACCAAACAGGAUGAAGUUGAGUUAAUAAUGCAUUUAUUAACAUACAUAGUAACCAUUACUAAAUGCCUGAAAAAUUAGAUGUAUAGAUGUUGAUUUGAAUAGUUUAUUAAUCAUUUACUAACUAAUUCUGAAUGAUCUUAAAAACCACCAACUACUCUUAUAUACUAAUGGUUUGCAAAUAAUGCGAUACUUAAUUUAGUAAUGAAAAAUCAAUCAGUCAAAUUAUGAAAGUACAAUUAUUAAGCACAUUAUAAACCUGCUUUUAAGCCUAGAAUAGAGCUUUUGUAGCUGCAGUUAUAAACUGCUUACUAACGUUCAUUAAUGUAGAGUUGAUGCUUAACAGAUAAUGAAUUCACUAAAUGCUCAUGCUUAACAAAUGAUUUAUAGGGUGUAGUUAUUAUAAAGUGUUACCGAGGUGGUGAUUAAUUCGUUUAUGUUUUGUCAAGUUGUCAUGAUAUAAACAAAGACAGGUUGUGAUGAAUUUGUUUGUCAAGUUGUCGUAACAGAAACAAAGAGGUUGUGAUUAAUUUGUUUAUGUUUAUGUCAAGUUGUCAUGACAAAAACAAAGACAGGUUGUGAUGAAUUUAUUUAUGUCAAGUUGUCAUGACAAAAGCAAAGACUGGUUGUGAUUAAUUUGUCAAGUUGUCAUGAUAAACGAAGACAGGUUGUGAUUAAUUUGUUUAUGUUUUGUCAAGUUGUCAUGACGAACAAAGACAGGUUGUGAUUCAUUUGUUUGUUUGUCAAGUUGUGAAAAAAAAGGUUGUAAUUAAUUUGUUUGUCUAGUUGUCAUAACAAAAACAAAGAGGUUGUGAUUGAUUUGUUUAUGUCAAGUUGUCAUAACAAAAACAGGUUGUAAUUUGUUUAUGUUAAGUUGUCAUGACAAAAACAAAGACAGGUUGUAAUGAAUUUGUUUGUUUAUGUUUAUGUUAAGUUGUCAUGACAAAAACAAAGUCUGGUUGUGAUUAAUUUAUGUCAAGUUGUCAUGACAAAAACAAAGACUUUGUGAUGUAUUUGUUAAGUUGUCAUGACAAAGACAUGUUAAACAUGAUCAUCUUCGCAUUUAAAUUAACAUACAGUAACUUGCCAAAUGACACUUAAUGACAGUUGUCAUAAGCAUGUAUGUGAUGAUGUCAUGAUUAUAAAGGUUUCAUGACAGUCUUAUGAUAACCAACAUCAAGUAAAGUGUUACAGAAUAUACUCAUUGCUGUAGCAAGCUGUCUUUACUUUUUUUUUGUAAGGACACAUAACAAGUGCGUAUACAUUUCUAGAGAUGUUCCCGGUUGUUAUGGGAUGUAAAAGAGUGUAAAAAAAGAAUGCUAAAGACUUACAGUACAAUAGGACGACUGUCACUGUGAAACGCAUUUGGAGUCUGAAUAAAAAAGCCUUACGCUUUAAGCCUUAUUUAUCCACCACUAACACAGCAGACAUUAUAUCUCGCGCCUGUGUUACCUGCAUUACACCAUAUUUCACUCUAGUUUUAUUUUCAAGUAUAUAAACCUUAUUUUUUCAUGGAUGCAGCUUCAAUAAAGUUCAGUAGAGAUUGAAAA